This is a messenger RNA of Ananas comosus (pineapple), 3889 nucleotides long. RefSeq names its product putative pentatricopeptide repeat-containing protein At5g09950. Gene Ontology annotation, biological process: RNA modification. Bases 186 to 3425 code for a protein of 1079 amino acids. The record is from RefSeq and is a predicted model, not a curated record. Gene Ontology annotation, molecular function: zinc ion binding; RNA binding; protein binding. The transcript has a single exon. Lineage: Eukaryota; Viridiplantae; Streptophyta; Magnoliopsida; Poales; Bromeliaceae.
UGAUAUCGCGCAAUCGGACGGUCGGGAGCAGCUCAUCAUCAGAUCACGCCAUCACCGUCCGUUCCACCAGUACCAGUGUACCACCACCUCUUGUCUCCUCUCCUCUUCCUCGGCCUCGUACAAGCAAACGCAGAGAUACAGAUGCCCGCGAAAUUCAAAUCCAAAAACUCCCCACUCUCCCCGCCAUGAACCGUUGCCUCGCCGCGGCAUCGUCUUCUCCGAGGAUCCAAUCUCACCUCUCACAUCUCACCCUUUCCUCACCCCCCCCUCGUCUCCUCCCCCACCAACGCCAAAACCCUAAUCCCCAUUCCGCAUCCCCACUAUUCCCUCCGCCGAUUCCAUUAGAGAAGCUUCUAGAGCACCGCCGAGAGAGAUCCCGCUUCGCCGUCCCAAACACCCUCGAUUCCCCUGCUCGAGAAUCGUAUAUUUGUCGUGAUUCGGCUUAUGAUGAUAUCGUGCACCGCUACCUGCGUUUGGGUAACCACAAUGCGGGCGAAAGCCUCCAACUUGAGCUCAUUAAGAAGGGUUAUGGUGGCGACUUGUUCUUAUCCAACAAUCUGAUCAAUUUGUAUGCUAAAGGUGGCAACUUGGAAUGCGCCCACCAAGUGUUCGCUCGAAUGCCCGAAAGAAAUACUGUGUCAUGGACUUGCUUGAUCACUGGGUACGCUCAAUACGGUUUUACUAAUGAGGCUUGUCGGCUAUUCAAAUCGAUGAUCUCUUGUGGCUACGAGCCGACCCAGUUCACUUUUGGUAGCGCUCUGCGGGCUUGUCAGGAUUCUGGCGUAGGUAACUUGGGCCUCGGAAGCCAAAUUCACGGGCUUAUAAUGAAAAGCUACUAUGCGUUUGAUACUGUAGUAUGUAAUGCGCUUAUAUCGAUGUACGGGAGUUGCUGCUUGGGUUCGGCAGAUCGAGCUCAGUUGGUUUUUGAGACAAUGCCAUUUAAGAAUUCCAUAACGUGGAACUCGAUCAUUUCUGUGCACUCGAAGAGAGGAGACUCAUUUACUACUUUCGAGCUGUUCUCUGAAAUGCAACGUGGCAAUUUGGGGGUCGUGUUGAAGCCAACAGAGUACACCUUUGGCAGUUUGAUCACCGUAACUUAUACUUCCUCUUCAAACUCAUAUCUUCUUGAUCAAGUGUUUGCGCGUGUGUCCAAAUCCGGCUUUUUACGCGAUCUCUAUGUUAGCAGUGCUCUGGUUAGUGCAUUUGCUAGAUUCGGAAUGCUCGAGAAAGCUAAGAAGAUCUUUUUAAGUAUGGAUGAGAAGAAUGCUGUCUCGAUGAAUGGGUUGAUGGUGGGAUUGGUCAAGCAGGGACUUGGCGAAGAAGCCGUGGAGGUUUUCCGGAAACUGAGGGAAUUGGUUCCUGUAAACUCUGAUACUUAUGUUGUAUUACUUAGUGCGUUAGCUGAAUUUUCAGAAUUAGAAGAAGGGAGGAGAAAAGGGAGGGAAGUCCAUGGACUUAUGCUUAGAACCUGUUUAGUUGACUCUAAAAUUGCUGUCAGCAAUGGGUUGGUUAACAUGUACGCAAAAUGUGGUGCAAUUGAUGUUGCCUCUAGGGUUUUCAAUCUCAUGGAUGUGAGAGAUCAAGUCUCGUGGAAUACGAUGAUUUCUGGUCUUGAUCAGAAUGGUCAACUGGAAGAGGCAUUGAUGAAUUAUUGUUUGAUGAAAAAAAAUGGUAUUAGACCAUCAAAUUUUGCUUUAAUUAGUUCAUUGAGUUCUAGUGCAGGCUUGGGAAACUUGUUGGCAGGAACACAGGUACAUUGCGAUACUAUAAAAUUAGGUCUUGAUUCUGAUCUUUCUGUGUCAAAUGCGCUUAUCCAAGUGUAUGGUGAAUGUGGUAACUUAUCUGAGUGCUGGCAAAUUUUCAAUUUGAUGUCUGAACACGAUCAGAUUUCAUGGAACUCCAUGAUCGGAGCACUGGCCAGUUCUCAAGCUUCUCUAGCUGAACCAGUAGAGGUUUUGUUAGAUAUGAUGCGUAGUGGGCCGAGCCCCAAUAGAGUCACAUUCGUAAACCUUCUUGCCGCUUUAUCUCCUCUAUCAGUUGUGGAACUGGGAAAGCAAAUCCAUGCUUUAGUAGUAAAAAAUGGAAUUUCUAAUGACACUGCUGUGGAGAAUGCUCUUAUAACUUGUUAUGCCAAGUCGGGAGAUAUGGAUUCAUGUGAGGAACUGUUUGUUAAAAUGUCAGAUAGAAGAGAUAAUGUGUCAUGGAAUUCGAUGGUUGCUGGCUACAUACAUAACGGGCUUUUGCAGAAAGCAAUGGAUUUCGUCUGGUUCAUGAUGAAUAGUGGUCAAAAGAUGGAUUGCUUCACCUUUGCCACAGUUCUAAGUGCAUGCGCCUCUGUUGCAGCUUUAGAAAGGGGAAUGGAAAUACAUGCUUUUGGUAUAAAGUCUUCUUUAGAAUCUGAUGUUGUAGUAGAUAGUGCUUUAGUCGAUAUGUAUUCCAAGUGUGGAAGGAUAGAUUAUGCUUCUAGGGUUUUUAGCUUCAUGAAUAUUAGGAAUGAGUUCUCGUGGAACUCUAUGAUCUCUGGAUAUGCCCGACACGGGCUCGGAGAGAAAGCUUUGGAGAUAUUCAGAGAAAUGCAGAAUUCAGAUCUAAAACCAGACCAUGUUACUUUUGUUGGGGUUUUAUCUGCCUGUAGUCAUGCUGGGUUGGUGGAAACGGGUUUAGAUUAUUUCGAAUUGAUGAAGCAUAAUAAGUUAGUUCCUAAGAUAGAACAUUAUUCUUGUGUAGUAGAUUUGUUAGGUCGAGCUGGUAAGCUGGAUAAGAUGGAGGAUUUUAUCAAAAGAAUGCCAAUUAAACCUAAUAAUUUUAUAUGGAGGACGGUUCUAGUCACUUGUCGUAGAUCAAAGGGUGGUAUGAACACCAAAUUGGGGAAACAAGCUUCCGACAUGCUUUUGCAAUUAGAACCCCUAAAUGCUGUAAAUUACGUUCUUAUUUCUAAUUUGCACGCAUCCACAGGAAAAUGGGAUGAUGUGGCAAAAGCCCGAAGAGCCAUGAAAGGGGCAGCAAUAAGGAAAGAAGCUGGUUGUAGUUGGGUUACAUUAAGUGAUGGAAUUCAUGUUUUCGUAGCUGGGGACAGAUCACAUCCGGAUACUGAAGAAAUUUAUGCGAAGCUACAAUUUUUGAAUCAAAAGAUGAGAGAUGCUGGCUAUGUUCCUCAAGUAGAGUUUGCUUUGUAUGAUCUUGAAGUGGAGAACAAAGAAGAGUUGUUAAGCUAUCACAGUGAAAAGCUCGCGGUUGCAUUUGUUCUUACUCGCUCUUCUUCGAAGGUGCCCAUAAGGAUCAUGAAGAACCUUAGGGUUUGCGGUGAUUGCCACAUGGCAUUUCGAUACAUUUCUGAUAUUGUGGGGAGGCAAAUUAUUUUACGAGAUUCAAACCGAUUCCAUCACUUUGAGAGUGGAAAAUGCUCAUGUGGGGAUUAUUGGUAAAAAAAGCUUUGAAUUCAUUGGUAAUUUGCCCCAAAGUGCCAUCGUUGAAUUGAAUUCACAAGUCAGAAUCUGGAUCAGAUGAGUGGGAAUUAAUUGCUCUGAAAUUCUAUCACCUGGUUUAACAGUGUGGCAGCCAGUUAAAAAUGUACCAUUAUCUUCUCUACACAGGCAAGAACCAAAUUAGGCUGAACUGAAGUGAACAGCAACCUUAGUUUGCAUUUCAGUUAAAAGUUCAACAGCAUGUGUGAGCACCUGACAGGUAAAUAAGGAUUUGUGGAUGUAUUAAAAGAUCAAAAAUCUGUCAGGGAAUUAUAACCCAUUUUUCUUUUUUUGAAAAACCUUUUUCAUUUACAGCUUUAAGCUGAAAAUGAGAAUAAUUUGUUGUACAAUCUUCAGAUACAUGUAUAUAUAUUUGGAUUUAAUUGUUUUAUGCACAUUCUUUUAAUAAAGCAUCAGUUUCAAUU